This is a messenger RNA of Cornus florida, 1588 nucleotides long. Its product is annotated as homeobox protein knotted-1-like 1. Lineage: Eukaryota; Viridiplantae; Streptophyta; Magnoliopsida; Cornales; Cornaceae. The transcript has 6 exons. Gene Ontology annotation, cellular component: nucleus. The record is from RefSeq and is a predicted model, not a curated record. Gene Ontology annotation, biological process: regulation of DNA-templated transcription. Gene Ontology annotation, molecular function: DNA-binding transcription factor activity, RNA polymerase II-specific; DNA binding. Bases 517 to 1479 code for a protein of 320 amino acids.
UCAAUGAUCAGAAACUGUUACUGUUUCAGAGCGUGCGAGAACGUGCGUCCUCUCUCUCUCUAGACCUCCCCCAAUCCUUUCAUUCCCCUCGUCUUUCCCAAUCGAGGCAAUCGUCUCUUUCUCUCUCUAAAACCUCACUCUCUCUCUUUCUUUCAUCACCCCUCUCUCUCUCUACUUUUUCUUCCUAAACCAGAAAGGACCGGUCUUUUUCAACUUAAACCUAAACAACUGGAAAAUAUACAUCUAAGGUUCUCUCUCUAUAGUCAAAUAAUUGAAUUUCAACCCUCCAAUUUCUUCUAGCUACUUCUCUUCUCUCUCACUAUCUCUUGAAUUCUCAAAACUUAAAAGCUUUUGUUUCGUCAUAUCAAUUGUUGAUGAACUUGAAUUCUCAAGGUUUUUUUUUUCGGAAAGAAUUGUUGAACUGAAGUGAAAGCAAGAGAUGAGUCUCAGAGAAAGUUGAUUUCUCUCCGGAGCGAGAGUUGAAGUAUAUACUAGUUUUUGUAGGUUUGAGUUCUCAUGGAGGAUUUAUAUAGGCUUCAUUCUUCGAUUUCUUGUUCGGAUGAUAUUUCCGGAAUCGGAAAUUUUAAUCCGGCGAUGACGGGAGCUCUCGGUCCAGGGAGUACUAUGCUUCAAUUCGAAUCGGCGGCUGAAAUGGAGGUCACCGGAUCAGAGUCGAUGUCUGAUCUGAUCAAGGCUCAGAUCGCCAAUCAUCCUCUCUAUCCAAACCUAUUAUCUGCGUAUAUUGAAUGUCGAAAGGUUGGAGCAUCACCAGAAAUGGCUUCACUUCUUGAAGAAAUCAGCAGAGAAAGCCAUCCGAUCAGCUGUUGUCCCGAGAUCGGAGCGGAUCCUGAACUUGAUGAGUUUAUGGAAACGUAUUGUGCAGUUCUACGUAGAUACAAGGAGGAGAUAUCAAAGCCGUUUGAUGAAGCGACGACUUUCUUGAGCAACAUCGAAACACAGCUCAGUAACCUCUGCAGAGAAACGAUGACGGCGACGACGACCUCGCUGACCUCCGUAAACUGUCACUCUGAUGAUGCAGCUGGUACUUCAGAGGAGGAUCUAAGCUGUGGAGAGGUGGAAGCAGCCGAAAGUCAAGAAUCAUCCGGUGCCCGUCCUGGUGACCGGGAGCUGAAAGACAUGCUACUGCGCAAGUAUAGUGGUUAUCUUAGCAGUUUGAAAAAGGAAUUCUUGAAGAAAAGAAAGAAAGGUAAGCUACCCAAAGAUGCGAGGACUGUAUUGAUGGACUGGUGGAACACUCACUAUAGGUGGCCAUAUCCAACGGAAGAAGACAAGGCAAAGUUAUCAGAGGUCACUGGAUUAGACCAGAAGCAGAUCAAUAACUGGUUCAUAAACCAGAGAAAGCGGCAUUGGAAACCUUCUGAAGACAUGAGAUUCGCUCUCAUGGAAGGCGUCAGCAGUGGCAUUGGAGAACCUAUAUACUUUGACACCGUGGGAGGAGCUCGAAGUGUUGAUAUUUAAAAUGACUUUUUAUUCAGAUGAAGGAUUUAUUCUGUUCUUUUUCGUUUUACAUUCGUGUAAUUUACAUAUGGAAUUUGCAUGUAUAUAAAGGUGACUUUCAUUCCCUUGA